AUGUCACAAGCUAUCGAAAAUUGUCCUGAACCAAACAUCGAAAAUGACCUAGAAAAUAAAGAGUCUUUGUCUAGUCAAGACAGUCGCGACAGUCUCUAUGACAACUAUGGCCUCGAGAAGCCUGAAAAUCUCAUCGAAUACGAAAAUGCCAUGGAUGAAGUUUCUAUCAAACUCUCCAAAGCCAACGAAUACGUUGAAUCUCUAAAGCAGAAAAAACUCCUCCAUCAAAAAGAACUUGAAAAGUAUCCUUUUUUUUUAAUUAAUUCUAUUAUUUUCUAAUAAAUAUCAUCAAUAUAAUGAAAAUCAUUAUAAAAUUUAUUCAGUCUUGAGCAAGAAAGUGAAUCAUUUUUAUCUGAAAAUGAAUCAGCCAAACAAAAAAUCGAAGCCAUGGAAAAAGAUAUCAACCAGCUUCAGUCCUCACAAAAGCGCACUGCAAGCACCCAUGCUUCUGCCAGCAUUUCAGAGCAGAAUUUUUCUAUAGUAAGCAAUGAUAGUUCAAAAAGCGAGUCCAAUACAGUCCAAGCUUUAAAAGCCCAAAUUGCAGAAUUGAAAAAAGUUUUUCAGAACCAAGAACAAGCCUUGCAAAAAUUUCAGCAUAUUGUGCAUGAAGCCAAUGAGGACAAUGAAGAAUUUAAUAACUUUUUACUCCCCCCCCUCCGUGAGUGAACAAAAAAAUUUUGUUCACUCACGGAGGGGGGUUAAUUUUUUUUUUUUUAAAAAAAUUUACAUAUAAAUUUUAUAAAAAAUUUUUUUUUUCGAAAUUAAAAAAAAUCUAAUUCGCAAAAAUUUGAAAGCAAAUAUUAAUUUAAUUUAUAAAAUUUAUGUUUUAAAAAGCAAUUCGUUUAAAAAUUAAACAGAAUUAGCUCUAGAUUUCAUUAUAAUAAUUAUCAUUUAUAUAUCAAAUAUUUUUUCCAUAAAAUUUUUUUUCUAUUAAAAAAAUUUUUUGUUCACUCACGGAGGGUGGGUUUUUGGGCAAAAAAUAGGGAUUUUUCUAAUGGUUUUGCUCACUCACGGAGGGGGGGGAGUUAGGAGAUUUCGAAAAUGACAGGAGCAAGAUGUCAUUUAUGAUCAACUCUUUUGCAUUGAGAAAAAGCAUGUUUGUGGAUGGGCCUUCCAUUAUACCGAUGUCACCAGUACUAAAAGCUGAUGAUGAUUCUUCGCUGUUUGCAAGCAGUUUGCUGGGGAUUGAGUCAGAUUCAGAGCUGGUGGAUGAGGAUGGGACGAAUAAUAUUUUGAUUAACUUAAGUGAUGAGGAAGAGGAAGUUGUGAGGAGGCCAAAGAAAGCGGAAACUCCUGUUAAAAUUUUUAAGAGGGAAAGGCAUAUAAGAAGACCGAGAACAUUGAGUGAAAAAAUGAUGUUCAAGUCGCAUCUCUGCUUAUUCCACAUAUAG
Blepharisma stoltei is the source of this 1391-nucleotide messenger RNA. The record is from the annotation of a GenBank genome assembly. NCBI's taxonomy places the organism in Eukaryota, Ciliophora, Heterotrichea, Heterotrichida, Blepharismidae.